Molecule: messenger RNA, 1686 nt
Organism: Bufo gargarizans (Asiatic toad)
Lineage: Eukaryota; Metazoa; Chordata; Amphibia; Anura; Bufonidae
Product: leukotriene B4 receptor 1-like
Biological process (GO): positive regulation of cytosolic calcium ion concentration; inflammatory response; complement receptor mediated signaling pathway
Cellular component (GO): plasma membrane
Molecular function (GO): complement receptor activity; leukotriene receptor activity
Source: RefSeq, a predicted model, not a curated record
CUUUUUGUCCAAGCACAACAUGACAGAUCUGCAAAUGGACUAAAACACUGAAAGGAUAUCCCAAUCUGACAAACUCUGCAGCAUUAUGACUGAGGCAAAUACAGUGCUUCACCCGACAACUAUGCCCAGUGUAAUUUCUGCUUUUACCAACUCCACGCCGGUUUUAUCCACUGGAAAAUCUGCCAGUCUUGGCAUUGCAAUUCUCUCACUCGCCUUUAUCAUUGGAUUCCCAGGAAAUGCAUUUGUCAUCUGGACAAUUUUGACACGAAUGAAGAAACGCACCGUGACUUGUCUCCUUAUUUUACAUCUGGCCAUAGCAGAUGUCCUUGUCAUCCUCACAGCCCCAUUCUUUCUCCAUCUACUUUCCACUGGUAGUUGGACUUUUGGGAACAUCAUUUGCAAGAUGUGUCAUUACAUUAGCUGCUUGAGUAUGUAUACCAGCAUCUUCCUGAUCACCUUCAUGAGCAUGGACCGCUUUCUAGCUGUGGCUAAACCCUUCACUUCCCAGAAGGUGCGAACAACGCCAAUUGUCCGAGGCAUAGUUUCAAUAAUAUGGCUAUUAGCCUCUCUGUUAGCUAUCACAAUGUUCUUCUACCGUGCUGUAAUACCCAUAAAUAAUCGCCCGCAAUGUAUACCUAUUCAUAAAGGUCCAAACCACAUGGUUUUUCAGUAUAUUUUUGAGACUUUAACUGGAUUUGUUAUACCUUUCACAAUCAUAGUGUUCUGCUACAUCUACAUUGGAAUAAGGUUACGCACUGCAAAGUUUCAAACAAAACAGACAAGCCGUUUGGUCAUCAUGAUUAUAGUAACUUUUGCCCUCUUCUGGCUUCCAUACCAGGUAGUCAAUAUGUUACAGGUGUCAGGACAACUAUUCUCACCAUCUCUCACAAAAGCAGCUAUAAGCGCCAGGCCAAAUACUAUAGCCCUUGCAUUUCUAAGUAGCAGCGCUAACCCUAUUUUAUAUGUGUUUGCUGGUGGCAACUUCAUUAAAUCAGCUGGAGUGGGAUUCAUGGCCAAACUCUUUGAGGGGACUGCUUCUGAGACUUCAAGUUUCCGUAAAAUCUCUCAGGUUUUUCGCCAAAGAAGUCAUACAGAGUCUGUUGAAUUAGAAAAAUGCUUAGAGCAAGCAGAACAAAGUAAGACUAUGUUAUCUAACCAAACAGACGGAUUAUGAUAAGAUAAUACUUUUGUAUCAUUUUUAGACUUAUAUGUCUAAGAAAAAAAAAUUUAAGGGUACGUUAACUCUUUCAACCAAUAUAUUAAAGGUGUUUUUCAAAUGAAUAAAAAUUGCAAUAGAUUCGGAGGGGCUUAAAAACAAAAAAAACAGAUACUACCGUUCUGACGUUGCUUCAGCCCCUGAUGCUCUCUACUUCCUGUCCCAGUUUGAGACAUAGGAAAUGUCAGGAAAGGCCUGCUCAGCAAAUCACUGGGUCACCACUAAGGUCAGUGAUGAGCUGUCUGGAUUACUUUCUUGCAUUUCCAGCAUGAUUAAACAGGACAGGAAGUGGAACGGUGUUGGAACUGCAACAAUGGGGAUCGGUGAGUGUAUUUGUUCUUUUAUGUUUUUAAACCCCUCUAACCCCACUGACACUGAUUGUAUUAUGUAAUUUCCCCAUGCAUGUAAAAUAUAAAAAAAAGGUAACUGUACAAACCGUGUUGAUUAAAGAUAUCCUGGCAUUUUGUGUA